CUCUCUAGCUCUCUUUCUAUGAUCUUCUGAGUGUUUUUCGCGCAUUCGAAUCUGAUCGUCGCCGGAUCUCUAUAUAACUCAGGAAUCGCAUGAAACUGUUUGGAAGACAGAGCUUUGCAUAUUCUUCGAUUUCAAGCUACUACUCCAAUACGACGACGUAUCUUCUGAUCUCAAUCCUUAGUGUUUCUCCUCAAUUGCCAAUUUCGCUCUUUAUUUUCGAGCAGAAAUCACUAGAUCCUUUAUCGCUUAAUAGUAGUAGUAAUUGAAUCGCUGAGCAUUGUUGAUUCAUGGCGUCCGAAGGCAAAACUGAUCCUCCUCAGCUGAAUAAAGAUACUUCUGUCUCAACCUUGGAGAGAAUGAAGAAGAAGAGAACACCUUCAGUGAUACUUAUUGGAGCUGGUAUGGCUGGUAUUGCGGCUGCUCGCACUCUUCAAGAUGCUUCCUUUCAGGUUGUGUUAUUGGAGUCUCGUGACAGGAUUGGUGGACGAGUUCACACUGAUUACUCUUUCGGUUUUCCUGUUGAUUUGGGUGCAUCUUGGUUGCAUGGUGUUUGUAAAGAGAAUCCUCUAGCUGCAGUCAUUGGGAGAUUAGGAUUGCCUCUUUAUCGUACUAGCGGUGACAAUUCUGUCUUGUAUGACCACGAUCUUGAGAGUUAUGCUCUAUUCGAUAAAGCUGGUAACCAAGUUCCUCAAGAGCUGGUGACAAAGGUUGGCGAAACUUUUGAGCACAUUCUAGAAGAGAUCUGUAAAGUCAGGGAUGAGCAGUUUGAAGACAUGUCAAUAUCUCAAGCCUUUUCUAUUGUAUUCAAGAGAUCACCUGAACUGAGGUUGGAGGGGAUUGCACAUAAUGUACUUCAGUGGUACUUGUGCCGCAUGGAAGGAUGGUUUGCUGCUGACGCUGAAACCAUCUCAGCAAAGUGUUGGGACCAGGAGGAACUGUUGCCUGGUGGACAUGGUCUUAUGGUUAGAGGGUAUCGUCCUGUCAUCAACACUCUUUCGAAAGGUCUUGAUAUUCGACUAAACCACAGGGUUAACAAGAUUGUCAGGCGCUACAAUGGAGUGAAAGUGACUACAGAGAAAGGAGACACGUUUGCUGCAGAUGCUGCAGUCAUUGCACUUCCUCUUGGCGUCCUAAAGUCAGGAACUAUAGAAUUCGAACCAAAGCUACCAGACUGGAAACAAGAAGCUAUCAACGACCUCGGUGUAGGAAUCGAGAACAAGAUCAUAUUGAACUUUGACAAUGUGUUUUGGCCAAACGUUGAGUUUCUAGGAGUGGUUGCAGAAACCUCCUACGGAUGCAGUUAUUUCUUGAACCUGCAUAAAGCCACAAACCACCCUGUUCUUGUCUACAUGCCGGCUGGUCAGCUCGCUAGAGACAUUGAGAAGAUGUCUGACGAAUCAGCUGCGAAAUUUGCUUUCUCUCAACUCCAGAAGAUUCUUCCUGAUGCAUCUUCACCGAUACAUUAUUUGGUAUCAAGGUGGGGAUCAGACAUCAAUUCAUUGGGAUCAUAUAGCUAUGACAUAGUGAACAAACCUCACGACCUCUACGAGAGACUGAGAGUGCCAUUGGAUAAUCUAUUCUUUGCUGGGGAAGCUACUAGCACGAGCUACCCAGGGUCAGUACACGGUGCUUAUUCAACGGGAUUGUUAGCUGCUGAGGACUGCAGGAUGCGCGUGCUUGAGCGUUAUGGAGAGCUCGAGCAUGAGAUUGAAGAGGAAGCUCCUGCCUCUGUCCCGCUUCUUAUAUCCCGUAUGUAAUUUAACACAAGGAUUUGUUUUCUCGUUGUCUUAUGGUGGGAACAAUGUUAGAUUUGGGUUUUAUGAUUUCAUGUGAUAUACAACUUUAUAAAGUUUAUGAGACUUCUUCGUUAACUCAAAACUCAACUGAGCAAUGUGUUAUUCAUC
Molecule: messenger RNA, 1904 nt
Organism: Brassica rapa (field mustard)
Lineage: Eukaryota; Viridiplantae; Streptophyta; Magnoliopsida; Brassicales; Brassicaceae
Product: polyamine oxidase 3
Biological process (GO): polyamine catabolic process
Cellular component (GO): peroxisome
Molecular function (GO): polyamine oxidase activity
Source: RefSeq, a predicted model, not a curated record